Prunus armeniaca (apricot) is the source of this 1161-nucleotide messenger RNA. The record is from the annotation of a GenBank genome assembly. Lineage: Eukaryota; Viridiplantae; Streptophyta; Magnoliopsida; Rosales; Rosaceae.
AUGGAGUCAGAGCCAGAGCACACACAUACUGAUAUUGACCAAACUGAAGAACAUUGCGCGCGUCAACUGCUAUGUUUGACGGAACAACGAACUAGAGAAGAGCCAGAGUACAUACACAUUGACCAAAAUGAGUUCUCGCAUAGAAGACAUAAUACACAGACGGAGGAAGAUAUUGCUAUAUGUGAAUGCAAGUAUGAUGAACAUGAUCCUGAAAGUGCAUGUGGGGAGAGGUGCUUGAAUGUACUUACCAGCACAGAAUGCACUCCAGGAUAUUGCCCUUGUGGUGUCUAUUGCAAGAAUCAGAGAUUUCAGAAAUGUGAGUAUGCCAAGACAAAGUUGUUUAGAACAGAAGGUCGUGGGUGGGGUCUUUUAGCAAAUGAGAAUAUAAAGGCAGGGCAAUUUAUUAUCGAGUACUGUGGAGAAGUGAUAUCAUGGAAAGAAGCAAAGCAAAGAUCUCAAGCUUAUGAAAUUCAAGGUCUCAGGGAUGCAUUUAUUAUUUCUCUCAAUGCCUCUGAGUCUAUUGAUGCCACUGAAAAGGGAAGCCUUGCUCGAUUUAUAAAUCAUUCAUGCAAACCAAAUUGUGAGACAAGAAAGUGGAAUGUGUUGGGGGAAAUUAGGGUUGGAAUAUUUGCAAAACAAGAUAUAUUGGAUGGAACUGAGUUGGCAUACGACUACAAUUUUGAAUGGUAUGGGGGUGCUAAGGUUCGCUGCCUCUGUGGUGCGCCGAGCUGUUCAGGAUUUCUUGGGGCAAAAUCUCGUGGUUUUCAGGGCGAAACUUCUUCUCGAGGUAGUGGGGUUGGCUCAGAAUGUGCAAUGGACUACACGAGUGAAUUUACGAUGAAUGAGGUUGAUAAUUCUACUCGAGAUAGUGGGGUUAGCUCGGAAUGUGUGAUGGAUUACACAAGUGAAUUUACUACUUAUGAGAUAUUCAAGACUAGAGAGUCCUUAAUGCAGUGGGCUCGUGAGGCUGGAAAGAGAAAUGGGUUUGUUAUUGUGACAAUAAGAUCUGAUUUGGGUGGUAAGAGUAUGAAACCAAGAGUUACAUUAGGCUGUGAGAGGGGUGGAAGAUUUAAGGAGAAGAAACUAAAGUCAAUAAAGGUGCUAAAAAAGAUGUGGGACUGGCACGAAGAAGUGUGGGUGCCUGUUCACAUUGAAGGGUGA